Messenger RNA from Solanum stenotomum, 3534 nucleotides. RefSeq lists its product as uncharacterized. Lineage: Eukaryota; Viridiplantae; Streptophyta; Magnoliopsida; Solanales; Solanaceae. The transcript is spliced from 3 exons. The record is from RefSeq and is a predicted model, not a curated record. Gene Ontology annotation, molecular function: nucleic acid binding; zinc ion binding. Bases 1 to 3534 code for a protein of 1177 amino acids.
AUGGUUAGGACUCGUACAUCUGCAAGUGGUGAUCAUGAGCCUAUUCCUGCGCCUGUUUCUGGGAGCACUAUCCGAGGCAGAGGCAGGGGGCGAGGUCGAGGUCGAGGUCGGGGUAGGGGUCGUAUUGCAGCAUCCGUGGAAGGACAAGUACCAUUAGCUACCCAGGGUCGUGAUAGGACAGUACCUCCUGAUGCAUAUGUUAUUCAUGGGGAUGUGCAGGAUCGUGUCGAGGGGGAUGGACCAGCUCAGGCUCCACCCAAUAUUAUUGCCACCCCAGUGCUUCAAGAUACCUUGACUCGUAUGUUAGGACUUCUAGAGGGGAUGGCUCAGGCGGGAACUUUGCCUGUCACCUCUGAUGCUUCGCAGACUCGUGUUGGAGGUCAAACUCCAGAUCCGAUGGUUGCUCCAGAUUCUCAGACUCCCAGGACUCAGCCAGCUGCUGCUGUAGCUCCCCGUUUAGAUAGUACAGAAUUUCCAGGUAUUGCAUCACACUUGGUGAACAGGCCUUCCAUGACCAUUGAUGAACAAAAGAUGUUUGGAAGGUUCAGACUAAUGAAUCCUCCGAUUUAUACUGGUGACUUAACUGAGGAUGCAUAUGAAUUUAUAGUUAGUUGUCAUGAGAGGUUGCAUAAUCUUGGAUUAGUGGAGUCUCAUGGAGUUGACUACACAGCGUUUCAGAUGACUGGCUCAGCCAAGCAGUGGUGGAGGGAUUAUAUUAGUAGUAGGCCAGCUGGAUCCCCUCCACUGUCAUGGACUCAGUUUACUCAGGUAUUUCUAGCCAAGUUUGUUCCACGCAGUGAGAGGGAGCGUAAGAGGGCAGCGUUCGAGGGUUUGCAACAAGAUGGUAUGUCGGUCGCAGAGUAUGAGGGUAAAUUCCAUGCCUUGGCUAGGCAUGCUUCGAUGAUACUUCCCACAGAGGCUGAGAGAGUGAGGAGGUUUGUUAAGGGGCUGAUUAUUCCGAUUCGUCUGGGAGUUUCUCAGGUUGCUACUUCUGGUGUGCCAUUCCAGAAGGUAGUAGAUGCUGCUAAGGAGUUGGAGAUGAUUCGACGUGAGGGAUUUGAGCAGCGUGAGGGCAAGAGGACUCGUCAUUCAGGUGAUUAUGGUGGGGCUCUGCCUAGGAGUCGAGGUUACUUAGGGAGAGGUUAUCACUCUCAGUCUAGCAGACCCAUUCAUGCUGCUAUACCAGCGUCUGAGGCUGGUUACGCUGGGCAUAGUUCUUCGAGUUUGGUGCAUACUUCACAGGGUUCAUCUUCUAGACCUGUAGGCCGUGGAGGACAUUCUGGUCAUUCAGGUUCCUUUCAUCAGCCUACGUCCCGUAAGGGUUGUUUUGAGUGUGGUGAUAUGGGACACUUUGUGAGAGAUUGCCCUAGGACCAGACGUGGUGGUUUGCAUCAGGGUUCUCAGGCUUUGACUUCCAGGGCUGCACAACCUCCAACUAGGGGAGGUGUACAGAGUGGCAGAGGUGGUUCUUAUUCAGGUAGAGGUAGUUCUUCUUCUGGUCGAGGUGGUGGUCGUGGAGGUUCACAAUGUGAGGGUGGUCGUCCUCACUGUUAUGCUUUUCCGGGUAGGCCAGAGGCUGAGGCUUCAGAUGCUGUUAUCACAGGUAUUAUUCCGGUUUGUCAUCGACCAGCUACUGUAUUAUUUGAUCCAGGCUCUACUUAUUCUUAUGUGUCCACAUAUUUUUCUUCGAGUCUGGAUAUAGUAUGUGAGUCUCUUGAUUUGCCGGUACAUGUUUCUACUCCUGUCGGGGAUUCUGUAGUGGUAGAUCGGGUGUAUCGAGUAUGUAUAGUUACCUUGAUGGGAUAUGACACUCAGGCAGAUUUAAAGGUCUUAGAUAUGGUAGAUUUUGAUGUGAUUCUUGGUAUGGAUUGGUUAUCUCCUUAUCACGCAAUUUUAAAUUGUCAUGCCAAGACAAUUACAUUAGCUAUGCCUGGAAUUCCUAUAGUAGAAUGGAGAGGUUCACUUAGUCACCCUCCUAAAGGGGUGAUAUCAUUUCUUAAGGCCCGUCACUUUGUAGAGAAGGGAUGCUUGGCUUACUUGGCGCACAUUCGAGAUACUAGUGUUGAGACUCCUAUGCUUGAGUCUAUUUUGGUGGUGAGUGAAUUUUCGGAGGUAUUUCCUACAGACUUACCAGGUCUUCCACCUGAUCGUGAUAUUGAUUUUUGUAUUGACAUAGAGCCAGGCACUCAGCCUAUUUCCAUUCCUCCUUAUCGUAUGGCACCGGCUGAAUUGAAAGAGUUAAAGGAGCAGUUGCAGGAUUUGUUGAGCAAGGGUUUUAUUAGACCAAGUGUAUCUCCUUGGGGUGCUCCAGUGUUAUUUGUGAAGAAGAAUGAUGGAUCUAUGCGUAUGUGUAUUGACUAUCGGAAGUUGAAUAAGGUAACCAUCAGAAAUAAGUACCCGAUACCUCGUAUUGAUGAUUUAUUUGAUCAGCUGCAGGGUGCUUCUGUUUUCUCCAAGAUUGACUUGAGAUCCGGCUACCAUCAGCUGAAAGUUAGGGCGGAGGAUAUCCCUAAGACAGCUUUUCGAACACGUUAUGGCCAUUACGAAUUUUUGGUGAUGUCUUUUGGAUUAACCAAUGCCCCAGCAGCUUUUAUGAACUUGAUGAAUGGAGUGUUCAGACCGUACUUGGAUUCCUUUGUUAUUGUCUUCAUAGAUGAUAUAUUGAUAUACUCCCGUAGUAAGGAGGAACACGAGCAUCAUUUGAGGAUUGUGCUUGGGAUUCUAAAAGAGAAGAAACUCUAUGCAAAGUUCUCAAAAUGUGAGUUUUGGCUUAGUUCGGUAGCAUUCUUGGGACAUGUAGUGUCCAAGGAAGGUAUUAUGGUGGAUCCUAAGAAGAUUGAGGCAGUUCGAGAUUGGGUCAGACCUGCUUCAGUUACUGAGAUUCGGAGUUUCUUAGGCCUUGCAGGUUAUUAUCGACGGUUUGUAGAAGGGUUCUCAUCCAUUGCAUCCCCAUUAACUAGAUUGACCCAAAAAGAAGUGGUUUUCCAGUGGUCUGAUGAAUGUGAGGUGUUCACAGAUCAUCGUAGUCUCCAGUAUAUAUUCAAUCAGAGAGAUCUUAAUUUGAGGCAGCGAAGAUGGUUGGAGUUGCUCAAAGACUACGACAUGACUAUUCUUUAUCAUCCAGGCAAGGCAAAUGUGGUAGCAGAUGCCUUGAGUCGAAAGGCGGUAAGUAUGGGUAGUCUAGCCAUGUUACAGGUUGGUGAGCGUCCUCUAGCUAGGGAUGUCCAAUCCUUGGCCAAUAGCUUUGUGAGGCUUGAUAUUUCAGAAUCUGGUAAGGUUUUGGCUUAUAUGGAGGCUAGGUCAUCCUUGUUGGAGCAGAUUCGGACUCAACAGUUUAAUGAUGGUGAUUUAUGUAAGAUUCGAGACAAGGUGUCAAAAGGAGAAGCAAAAGAUGCAAUUCUUGAUAGUGAGGGAGUUUUGAGGAUAAAAGGUCGUAUUUGUGUUCCUCGGACGGCAUUAUUGGUGGUGUCGUAUGAAGAGGGACAUAGUAGAUUUUGUAUCUCAGUGUUUGAAUUGUCAGCAAGUGAAGUAUGA